Molecule: messenger RNA, 243 nt
Organism: Apodemus sylvaticus (European woodmouse)
Lineage: Eukaryota; Metazoa; Chordata; Mammalia; Rodentia; Muridae
Product: NADH dehydrogenase [ubiquinone] 1 alpha subcomplex subunit 3-like
Exons: 1
Coding region: 1-243 (80 amino acids)
Cellular component (GO): mitochondrial inner membrane
Source: RefSeq, a predicted model, not a curated record
AUGGCCGGGAGAAUCUCUGCCUUCCUCAAGAAUGCCUGUUCAAAUGAGCCAGUGCUAGCAGUGUCCUUCUCUGUCUGGGGUCUCGCUGUCAUUAUGCCCAUGAUUAGCCCCUACACCAAGUAUUCUGACAUGAUCAACAAGAUCACACCCUACAACUACCCAGUGCCUGAUGUGCCCAGCCACCCACAGGAUCCUCUGGGUCUAAGCUUGGAAUGGCUGAAGAACUGUGAAUGCUUCAUGUGA